Molecule: messenger RNA, 1139 nt
Organism: Stegastes partitus (bicolor damselfish)
Lineage: Eukaryota; Metazoa; Chordata; Actinopteri; Pomacentridae
Gene: mrpl2
Product: mitochondrial ribosomal protein L2
Exons: 8
Coding region: 108-1001 (297 amino acids)
Biological process (GO): mitochondrial translation
Cellular component (GO): mitochondrial large ribosomal subunit; ribosome
Molecular function (GO): structural constituent of ribosome; RNA binding
Source: RefSeq, a predicted model, not a curated record
GACGUCAUCAAUGCGCGACGUAGCAUGCAGGACUGUGAAGGACGCCGCUGAGAAGCUCAGGAUGAAAUAAGUCUGAUAUAAAGCAGGACGCUGUUGUUGUUGCUGUGAUGGCGGUGUCGUGUCUAUCCCGAGCGCUGCGCUCUCUGACUCUCUCCCAACCUAUUCUGCUCUCCUCACAGGUGGCUGCACAGACUAAGCUGGGAUCUCAGGUGCCCAGUACAGUCGCACAAAGCCGAGGAUUCCUCACCACAGCCUCUCUGGAGAACAACAGGACACACUGGAAGAAGAGGGAGAAAUACACCAUCAGGCCUAUUGGAAUGAAAAAGACAGGUGGCCGAGAUCACACAGGAAGGAUCCGUACGCAUGGCAUCGGCGGUGGUCAUAAACAAAAAUACCGGUGGAUAGACUUUCAGCGACUGCGUUACGAACCCAAUGCGGAAGCCAAGCCUUUUGAAGAGAAGGUUGUUGAAGUGAGAUACGACCCAUGCAGGUCUGCUGAUAUUGCACUGUUAGCUGGAGGUAGCCGGAAAAGAUGGAUCAUUGCGACAGAGAAGAUGCAGGCUGGAGACAUCAUUAAAACAUCUGGAGUUAUUGGACGCAUGGCAGUGUUAGCCAAUGAAGGGGACGCCUACCCGCUGGGAGCUCUUCCGGUGGGAACGCUUGUGAACAACCUGGAGCUGCAACCAGGGAAGGGAGCGGAGUACAUUCGUGCUGCAGGCACAAGCGGUGUUUUGCUCCGUAAAGUCAACGGAACAGCAAUCGUUCAGCUUCCUUCAAAGCAGCAGGUUCAGGUGCUGGAGACCUGCAUGGUGACGGUGGGACGUGUGUCCAACAUCGACCAUGGUAAAAGGAUCAUCGGCAAAGCCGGUCGCAACCGCUGGCUUGGCAUUCGGCCUUCAAGCGGCUUGUGGAAGAGGAAGGGAGGCUGGGCGGGACGCAAGAUUAACCCGCUGCCUCCGAUGAAGAGUUACGUCAACCUGCCCUCAAUCUCAGCUAACUAACACAACGUGAGCCGGGACAUGUUUUAGUGGACUGCAGAUUGCUGUCUUUGGCUUGUAAUCACCUUGUAAUAUUAUUUUGGUCCUCGCAGUGAAAUGAAACCGCAGUAAUGCAAAUAAAGACAACCUGUUUGUACAGAA